AUGGCGACCCCUAAGAACGAAACUGAUAUCAUCGAGGUGCUCGAUCCACAUACCUCGUCUAAUGUCGAAGUCUUAGGCCGCGACUUCACGCUCGCAGACUCGGAGCUGCCGAAAGGAUACUUUACCAGCGCAAACUUCUUGGGCUCCAUGUUCGCCAUCGGUGCCAGCUUCGGCUGCGGCGUCGGCGGCUUUGGCCUCGCCGCACCUGUUCUAUCAUUCAUCAACGCAGAUAUCGGUCCUGACGCGAAUCUAAGCUGGGUUAGCCUGGCUUAUCUGCUCACGAACUCAGUCGGGCUGAUGCUGGUUGGGAGGUUGAGUGAUUUGUUUGUAGGUCGUCGCUGGUUUUUUAUCGGCGGAAAUGCGCUCGCGACUCUGGGAUGUAUCGUUGCUGCUGUCGCGCCGAAUGUGCCCACAUUGAUUGCAGCGGAGGUGCUGAUCGGGCUGGGGGCGGCCAGCCAGCUGUCGUAUGCUUUUGUUGUGGGUGAACUCGUACCUACAACACACAGAUUCAUCGCUCAGGCUUGGGUCUUCGCGUGGGCGAUCCCUUCAAGCGGCCUUGCUCCCGCUAUAUCGUAUGCCUUCGUACAGUCUAAUGUUGGAUGGCGAGGCAUCUUCUACCUCCUAAUCGCUCUCAACGCCGCCACAACACUUGCAUGGUUUCUCUUCUACAAGCCGCCAACAUUCCACCAAAAGCACGCUUCCUCUCGCAAAUCCCUUUUUCUUGCACACUUCGACUACAUUGGCACUCUUCUCUUCACUCUCGGCCUUCUGCUCUUCCUCAUGGGCCUCUCCUGGGGUGGCACACUGCACUCUUGGGCCUCCGCAAACGUCAUCGCGACCAUCCUUGUGGGUUUCGCUUGCCUCGCAGGCUUCUUCCUGUACGAAUCUUAUGCGCGGUUGAAAGAGCCGCUGCUGCCGGUGCAUCUGCUGAGAAAUGUUCCCUGGGAUGUCACGGUUUUGCUCUGGGCGCUCGGAGCUGCGGUGUACUAUGCACUUGCCAUCAUCUGGCCGAGCAUGGUGGCGACGCUGUAUUCGCCGGGCCAUGGGUUCAUGUGGGCGGGAUGGAUGUCGUGCAUUUCGAACUCUGGGAUAUUGUUUGGCGAGUUCGUGGGUGCGUUCUUCAAGAGGAGAACAGAUGUACAGAUCAAGGUGGUGUUCUUCAUCGGUAGUGUUUUCCUUGCUGCAAUGGCUGCGUCCACCCCAGACACGCCCAUCAUGGCCGCCGUCUUCGUUUUCCUCGCUGCCGCCUUCAUCGGGUGGAACGAGAUCCUCAAUUCUACAGUCGCCACUAUCGUCAUCAACGAUCAGCGCGAGAUUGGAACUGCAACUGGCAUCGCAGGCUCAGCGCGCUCCUUCAUUUCGACCAUAUGCUCUACCGUUUACACAGUCAUCCUCUCGAACCGCCUCGCUGCCACGAUCCCCGCCCGCGUACCGCCAGCGCUCAUCGCAGCCGGCCUCCCAUCUUCAAGCGUGGCCUCCUUUCUCUCUGCCCUGACACUCGGCACGCCAGCCGCGUGGGCUGCCGUCAAUGGACUGUCAGCUGAAAGCCAGGCUGCAGGUGUGAGAGCAUAUCAGGAGGCCAACGCAGAGGCGUACAAGACGGUGUUUCUGAGCACGAUUGCCUUUUGCGGUGUAGGGAUCCUAGCAAGCUUUUGGGCACCGAAUGUGGACGCAUUAUUGACGCGAGAUGUCGUUGUCCAGCUUCGUGGCCGCGAAAGGAUACCUGCUCCAGAUGAUGGUGGACAAAAAGCAUAA
Didymosphaeria variabile is the source of this 1755-nucleotide messenger RNA. RefSeq lists its product as uncharacterized. Gene Ontology annotation, biological process: transmembrane transport. The transcript is spliced from 8 exons. The record is from RefSeq and is a predicted model, not a curated record. Bases 1 to 1755 code for a protein of 584 amino acids. NCBI's taxonomy places the organism in Eukaryota, Fungi, Ascomycota, Dothideomycetes, Pleosporales, Didymosphaeriaceae. Gene Ontology annotation, molecular function: transmembrane transporter activity.